Prorocentrum cordatum is the source of this 1128-nucleotide messenger RNA. NCBI's taxonomy places the organism in Eukaryota, Dinophyceae, Prorocentrales, Prorocentraceae. The record is from the annotation of a GenBank genome assembly.
AUGGCGACCGCGGGCUUGGCGGCGAACCAAAUGGAGGCGACUAUGCGGACAGCUUUUCGCUUUUCGGCUGCUGCUUUGGAUCUCGCCCUAUACUCCCUCUCGCUGGUCGCACAGAGCACCGACGCCCGCCGCUCGGUGCGGAUAGGCGGGCAUCGGCUGCGCGUGGAGGUGAAGCGGCCGGUCAAGAACGACAGGUUGGAGCUGGAGCGCGGCUUCGAGAACCAGUACGUGCUGGAGGAGUUGCUGGGCGAGGGCACCUACGGCAAGGUGUACAAGGCCCGCAACAAGCGCUCGGGGCAGAUAGUGGCGAUGAAGAAGAUGAAGUUGAUGGAUGUGGCACAGGAGGAGGGCAUUCCCAGCACCGCGCUGCGCGAGGUGGCGCUGCUGAAGGAGCUCAACCACGAGAACAUCGUGAGGCUGGAGGAGGUGUUCUGCUCGCCCAAGAAGCUGGUUCUGGUCUUCGAGUUCGUGGACAGCGACCUGAAGAAGUACAUGAGGUCGCUGAACCGCCAGCUGGCGCCAGCCGUCAUCAAGAACAUGACCUAUUCGCUGUGCCGCGGCACCGAGUUCUGCCACGCCAGCAGGAUCAUCCAUCGCGACAUCAAGCCUCAGAACCUGCUCAUCGAGCACCUCGAGGGCGGCCGGCUGCGCCUCAAGAUUGCGGACUUCGGGCUCGCGCGAACGUACAGUAUUCCCGUGCCCAAGUACACCCACGAGGUCGUCACCGUCUGGUACCGGCCUCUGGAGAUCCUCCUGGGCUCACCCCUCUACAGCGUGCCGGUGGACCUAUGGAGUAUCGGCUGCGUCGCCGCCGAGAUGGCCACCGGGGCGCCGCUGUUCGCGGGCGACUCAGAGAUCGAUACCAUUUUCAAGAUAUUCCAGAAGCUCGGCACCCCGACGACGGAGCAGUGGCCAGGCCUCUCCGACCUCCCGGACUUCAAGCCCAGCUUCCCGAAGUGGCCGCACAGGGGUUGGGACAACAUCCGCAACACCAAGGCGCAAAUGGGCUCAGUGGGCAUCGAGUUGCUCGAGAGCCUCAUGGCGUACGACCCGAAGAAGCGCCUGUCGGCCCGGCGGGCGCUGCUGCACCCCUACUUCGCAGACGCAGAGCGCCGCGACGGCUUCUAA